This is a messenger RNA of Asparagus officinalis (garden asparagus), 611 nucleotides long. RefSeq lists its product as uncharacterized. Bases 46 to 390 code for a protein of 114 amino acids. The transcript has 3 exons. NCBI's taxonomy places the organism in Eukaryota, Viridiplantae, Streptophyta, Magnoliopsida, Asparagales, Asparagaceae. The record is from RefSeq and is a predicted model, not a curated record.
UUAUACAUAGUGUAUGAUACUUAAAUUCCUAUUCAUAGCAGAAAAAUGAAAACUCAAGAAGUCACUUCCAAAAGCAAAAGGGCACAAUUUCUAGCACCCAGGUCAUUAAUUAGGAAGCGACUUCAAGCACUUGCAGAAAAUUCAUUAAGAAGGGAACAACUCCGUACUUGUCAUGACAAGAACUUGAAUAUUCAAAAUCCAAUACAAGAUCAAAAUAUGGGUACAAAUUUUAGUGCUGAUUCAGAAAACUUUGAAGAGGAGAAUUUUGCACAAAAUCGCAGGAGAAGUGCAAAUACUAACAAUGAAGAGAAUGAUGAUUCUGCAGAAUCAAAUAAUCAUCGAGUGCAAAGUGAUGAUGUAAUACUAAAUGAAUCUCGACAAGAAGGAUGAAAUUGUUCAAGUCAAACAAGCAAACCCUUCACUUUCUGACAUUGAGAUAGUUGAGAAAAUCUGGGGGAAGCAAUCUCAUGGUCACAUCACUGUAUUUGGUGGCGGGACUACUUUGAAAGAUUUAAGAGGACCGCUCCCUAGUCGAUCUGAUCUGGAAGCACGGGUUAUAGAAGAAAAGAGAAAGAACCAGAUGCUUCAACAACGCUUAGAUGAGCAGGAGC